Molecule: messenger RNA, 895 nt
Organism: Pygoscelis adeliae (Adelie penguin)
Lineage: Eukaryota; Metazoa; Chordata; Aves; Sphenisciformes; Spheniscidae
Product: chromosome unknown open reading frame, human C5orf63
Exons: 4
Coding region: 109-465 (118 amino acids)
Source: RefSeq, a predicted model, not a curated record
ACAGAUACGAUACAGAUGCGAGGAAGACGUGAACGCCAUGGGACAUCUGUGCGACGCUUUCCUUUCUUUUUGUCAGUGACGAAACCGGCAUGGAAGUGACCUCUGAGAAUGAUGUUGCUUUGUUUUCUGAGCAGAACACUGCAACUAGCAAGACAUUCAUCCAGUCCACUGGGGAGACAACUCUGUUCAGCCAGCGCAAAUAAGCCAGUGUUGACUUUAUUCACCAAGAAACCAUGCCCUCUGUGUGAUGAAGCAAAAGAAGUGCUUGAGCCAUAUAAGAAAAGGUUUAUUUUGCAGGAGGUGGAUAUUACCUUUCCAGAGAACUCAGCGUGGUAUGAUAAAUACAAAUAUGACAUUCCUGUUUUUCAUUUAAAUGGGAAGUUCCUAAUGAAGCAUCAAGUAGACAUUCAAAAGUUUGAGGACCAGCUUAUGAAGCUGGAGUCGCAAAAUGAUGGAAACCAGUGAAGAAAAUGCAGCUGCUCUGGUGUGGAUCUGAAAGGACCGUGCAACAUAAAUUGUGUGAAAAAGCAGUAUUCAUUAUCUGGCCUUAUGUUGCUUAGAAUGUAUGGUACCAGCAUCCUAAAAAACUUGAAUGACUUGUAUUCUAUUUUGUAUUCAUCAUCCAGCCCAGCUGCACCAGUAGCAACCUUUUCUGCACCAUUCAUUUGCUGCUAUCCUAGGUUGACUUUUCAUUGACAAGAAUAAAUGCUGCUCCAUAACAGCAGAUAAAGUGAAAUGUGUUUCAAGAUUGUUAGUAUGUAUAAGCUGUAGGUCUGUGAGAGACUUCCUUGAAGAAGUCUAAGAGUCUAUCCUAAGUGCUCAUUUGAAAUGGAGAAGAGGGUAUUUACUGUAAAUGAAAAGGACACUUGAUUAAAGACAGCACACUCUCACUGAA